Messenger RNA from Larimichthys crocea (large yellow croaker), 812 nucleotides. RefSeq lists its product as uncharacterized. The transcript is spliced from 4 exons. The record is from RefSeq and is a predicted model, not a curated record. Lineage: Eukaryota; Metazoa; Chordata; Actinopteri; Sciaenidae. The coding region runs from base 142 to 726 and encodes 194 amino acids.
CAAGAGAAUCUUCAUCUCAGUUGUCAUGGUGAUGGGUCAGUUGUCAUAAGAAAUUAGAUGUUUAAGUCUGUGUUUCUUCUGCUGAUCUGUGUAUUCAUGGAGAAGGAGGUUUCUUUGGCAUCAUGGACAAUCUAAACAAGGAUGGAGAUUCUGAUGGCAGAGAGUCUUAUUUCAGAGCUAUUAAAGACUUUGGCUGAGAGGAAAUCACCACCUUGUGACACCACACGUAUUGAUCCCCGAAACAUCAGCUCCACCCUCUCUGUCCUCAAGAACAGAAGGACGGGCAUGUCAAACACUGGUGUGUCCUUUAGAUCCAGAUCCGUCCUCCCUGAGAACAUCAGUCAGCUGUCCAAGUGUCAGUUUAAAAGGCGGGAUCACCUGAGGGAAAGCUUGUCUGCCUUUCUACCUGUUCCUGCCCCCAUCACUACAGUGGCCUCAUCUCAGAGGGGACGACUGCAGCCCAGCUUACCAUCAUCAGAUCCUGUCAAUCUUUCAGACCUGGUAGAAAAGUCUGAGAUGCAGUCCUCUGACUUGAUGUCAUCUAUUGGAGAACAGCUUAAAAAGCAUGAGAUACAUCCACACAUCCGAGGCAAACAUUGUGAAUGCCUUCAUUGCCAUGUGUGCCAUGUGCCAACCAAUGAAUGGUUCUUUGAGGACCUGACGGACCUCCAGAGGAAGCUGUAUUCGGGUGCCUCAAAGAAACAUGGAGUCCAGAGGCACUCUUGAACAGCUACUGAUAACAACUGAUCACAAUUCCCCUCUUUAACACCCAGGUGGAGAAAGUCAAAUGAACGAUAAAAUCCAAUUGAAAC